Messenger RNA from Lemur catta (Ring-tailed lemur), 2722 nucleotides. It is a transcript of the gene L3MBTL2, whose product is annotated as L3MBTL histone methyl-lysine binding protein 2. Gene Ontology annotation, biological process: regulation of DNA-templated transcription. The transcript is spliced from 17 exons. Gene Ontology annotation, molecular function: zinc ion binding. NCBI's taxonomy places the organism in Eukaryota, Metazoa, Chordata, Mammalia, Primates, Lemuridae. Gene Ontology annotation, cellular component: nucleus. The record is from RefSeq and is a predicted model, not a curated record. Bases 140 to 2260 code for a protein of 706 amino acids.
GAACCGGCUUUUCCUUUUUUCCUGCAGCGUGAUUGGCCCGUGGCUCAGCGAGGCGGCCAAUGAGCGCGCUCCGAGAGAGCAGCGAGGCCAAUAUGGCUUCCAGCACCUGGAGACGGUUGGAGGAAUUGACUUAGGUCUCAUGGAGAAGCCCCGGGGUAUUGAGGAGACCCGGUCUUCAGAACCAAUGGAGGAAGAAGAGGAAGAUGAUGACUUGGAGCUGUUUGGUGGCUAUGAUAGUUUCCGGAGUUAUAACAGCAGUGUGGGCAGUGAGAGCAGCUCCUACCUGGAGGAGUCAAGUGAAGCAGAAAAUGAGGAUCGGGAAGCUGGGGAGCUGCCCACCUCCCCGCUGCAUUUGCUCAGCCCUGGGACUCCUCGCUCCUUGGAUGGCAGUGGUUCUGAGCCAGCUGUCUGUGAGAUGUGUGGUAUCGUGGGGACAAGGGAAGCCUUCUUCUCCAAGACGAAGAGGUUCUGCAGUGUGUCCUGCUCCAGGAGCUACUCCUCGAACUCCAAGAAAGCCAGUAUCUUGGCUAGAUUACAGGGGAAACCCCCUACCAAGAAAGCCAAAGUCCUGCACAAGGCGGCCUGGUCUGCCAAAAUUGGAGCCUUCCUCCACUCACAGGGGACAGGACAGUUAGCAGAUGGGACACCAACAGGACAAGAUGCUCUGGUCUUGGGCUUCGACUGGGGGAAGUUCCUGAAGGAUCACAGUUACAAGGCUGCUCCUGUCAGCUGUUUUAAACAUGUCCCACUCUAUGACCAGUGGGAGGAUGUGAUGAAGGGGAUGAAGGUGGAGGUGCUCAACAGUGACGCCGUGCUCCCCAGCCGGGUGUACUGGAUUGCCUCUGUCAUUCAGGCGGCAGGGUACCGGGUCCUGCUCCGGUAUGAAGGCUUUGAAAAUGACGCCUCCCAUGACUUCUGGUGCAACCUGGGAACCGUGGAUGUCCACCCCAUCGGCUGGUGCGCCAUCAACAGCAAGAUCCUAGUGCCCCCUCGGACUAUCCAUGCCAAGUUCACCGACUGGAAGGGCUACCUCAUGAAACGGUUGGUGGGCUCCAGGACACUUCCCGUGGAUUUCCACAUCAAGAUGGUGGAGAGCAUGAAGUACCCCUUUCGGCAGGGCAUGCGGCUAGAGGUAGUAGACAAGUCCCAGGUAUCACGGACCCGCAUGGCUGUGGUAGACACAGUAAUUGGGGGUCGCCUGCGGCUCCUUUAUGAGGAUGGCGACAGUGAUGACGACUUCUGGUGCCACAUGUGGAGCCCCCUGAUCCACCCAGUGGGUUGGUCCCGGCGUGUUGGCCACGGCAUUAAGAUGUCAGAGAGGCGAAGCGACAUGGCCCAUCAUCCCACCUUCCGGAAAAUCUACUGUGAUGCCGUUCCUUACCUGUUCAAGAAGGUACGGGCUGUCUACACAGAAGGCGGUUGGUUUGAAGAGGGGAUGAAACUGGAAGCCAUUGACCCCCUGAAUCUGGGCAACAUCUGCGUGGCAACCAUCUGCAAGGUUCUCCUGGACGGCUACCUAAUGAUCUGUGUGGACGGGGGGCCCUCCACAGAUGGCUCGGACUGGUUCUGCUACCACGCCUCCUCCCAUGCCAUCUUCCCAGCCACCUUCUGCCAGAAGAAUGACAUUGAGCUCACACCCCCAAAAGGGCACGAGACACAGACUUUCAACUGGGAGAACUACUUGGAGAAGACCAAGUCGAAAGCUGCUCCAUCGAGACUGUUCAACAUGGACUGCCCCAAUCAUGGCUUCAAGGUGGGCAUGAAGCUGGAGGCUGUGGACCUGAUGGAGCCCCGGCUCAUCUGCGUGGCCACGGUGAAACGGGUGGUGCAUCGGCUCCUCAGCAUCCACUUUGAUGGCUGGGACAGCGAGUACGACCAGUGGGUAGACUGCGAGUCCCCGGACAUCUACCCCGUCGGCUGGUGUGAGCUUACUGGCUACCAGCUCCAGCCACCUGUGGCCGCAGAACCAACCACACCUCUGAAGGCCAAAGAGGCUGUAAAGAAGAAAAAGAAACAGUUUGCAAAGAAAAGGAAAAGAAGCCCUCCGACCAAGACGCGGCCCCUCAGACAGGGGUCCAAGAAGCCCCUGCUGGAGGACGACCUGCAGGCUGCAGGGAAGAUCUCAUCAGAGCCCAUUUCAGAUGAGAUCAUUGCUGUCCAAGUGAAGGAAGAGCAUCUAGACGUGGCCUCGCCUGACAAGACUCCAAGUUCAGAGAUGCCUGUCUCCAUUGAGAACAUCAAGCAGGAGACAGAAGACUGAGCCUUCUGCUGCCAGCCAGGCCCCUAGCCAGAAGCCAGCCCAGGGUUAUGGAGCAGAGGGGAGGCCCAGGGCUUCUCUGCGGCCACCAUCCCUCUACCCACUUUAGUUUGGAGACUGAACCUUUGUGCGUAACUUCUGCCUGGUGCGUAAAGGCUGGGCACAGAAGGACCAGCCUGGGGCUCCUUUGACCCACCUCCUGCCUCUGCCCUCUUCAUGGCAAGGCCCACGUGACCUGAGGCCCCCAAACUCAUCUGUGAACGCCUCCCUCUCCGGCCUGAGCUCCUGCAGCUGGAAUGCCCUCUGCCCGGACUCUGCUCCUCCUCACAGGAGCACUCUCCACCCCCACCACACCCCUCAACUGCCCGGGGUGGAGCUGCCCCAGUCACACUGGAAGACAAGACAGCGAACUGUGUGUUUGCCCAAGCAAGUUCAUGUAAAUAAAGUUCUGAAGCAGUUCUCUGA